Messenger RNA from Harpegnathos saltator (Jerdon's jumping ant), 1003 nucleotides. RefSeq lists its product as uncharacterized. The record is from RefSeq and is a predicted model, not a curated record. The annotation marks the transcript as partial. NCBI's taxonomy places the organism in Eukaryota, Metazoa, Arthropoda, Insecta, Hymenoptera, Formicidae. The transcript has 2 exons.
CGGGAAGACGAAGCAAGACCCCGUAACAGAUGUAAAAUCAAAAAGCGAUUGAAAACACUGUUUUGCUGCAUCAAACCACGUGAAUCACACGAAGAGGUAAUUGAAUAUGAUCCUGACGAAUACGACUAUAUUAUCGAGAAACUCGUGGUGAAACGCGUGCCGCUUGCGUUAUUCGCAAUUCGUGCCGAUCUUCUCGACCACCGGCACGGAUCCGACGUGACGAUGACGUCAGAACAAACUUCGCGAUCAGCGUCAUCGUCCACCUUCGGCAAGAGAAGCAAUUUUGCAGUAAGCACCGUUGCGCAAGGAAGUACCUCGAUGAAGACCACAACGGACAGCAGCGUCUUGAGUCAUCGAACUAGGUCCUCGGCAUGGCGAAAGGAGAUUUUAGACAAAUUCAGUGCCCUGUAUCCCGACUUGAAAGAAUCCGAAAGAUUAUCCAAAGAUCCGCUGAAUUCUCCGCAAAGUAAACAAUCAUUUACGGGGAACGUUUCUGGAACGUCCAGAACAGGGACCGACGUCUCCUCCGAACAAAUAUCCUCCGCGGUCGUCAAGGAUAAAUCUGUUCAUCGCGGUAGACCCAUCUUUGGAUUCAGCAGCAAGAGAACAGAGAAGAGCGAUGGUUCCAGGCAACCACGAGACGCGUCCUCCGAGAAGGAUCGGAGCAAUUGUUUCCCUGGAGUAAAUCUAAGAUACGUUGUAUUGCCGUUUCGAGUGCGAAGUGGUUCUUUCGAUCUCGAGAAACAGGAGAAGGUCCAUGAAGACACCGGAGUGAAUUGCAAGUCGCUGAUGCACCUCGGGGAAUUCGUCGAGGAUAAAACUUUGCAACCAGUUGAAGCUUCGAAAGACUACGAAUUGCCGAACACGGCGGUCAGAUGGAGAAUCACCAUCAGACGACAGCGAGCAAACGCGGACUCUGAUGCGGUCGCUCCUGAGGUGAUGAGAAAUUCUCAAAGGGACAAUGAAAAUAUUUAGUUAUGUAAACACAUAGCUAUGUACAUAU